GUAUAAACAGAGCUCAUGAUUGCGGAGUUACUGAAAUUUGAUCUCUCCUCAUGUAAUUCCUCUUCCUCAUGCAGUGGGAUCGGCAGAAACUGGCCAUGGGCGUCAGGAGGAAGCAGUAUUCUUGCCGAAUACGGGACGCUGCAUUUGGAGUUCAUGCAUCUCAGUGCUCUUUCAGGGAGACCAGUUUUUGCCGAGAAGGUAAUGAACAUCAGAAAGGUGCUGAAUCGACUGGACAAACCUCAAGGAUUGUACCCGAAUUACCUGAACCCUAACAGUGGACAGUGGGGCCAGCAUCACGUCUCAGUUGGAGGCUUGGGGGACAGUUUCUACGAGUACCUGCUGAAGGCCUGGCUCAUGUCAGACAAAACCGACGAGGAGGGAAAGAAGCUUUACUAUGAUGCCCUGCAGGCGGUUGAGAAGAAUUUGAUCCGCAAGUCAAGCGGAGGGUUGACGUAUAUCGCUGAAUGGAAAGGCGGACUCCUGGAGCAUAAGAUGGGUCACCUGACCUGCUUCGCUGGUGGUAUGAUCGCUUUAGGGGCGGACGGAGCCCCCGAUGAUAAGACGGGUCACCAGAUGGAACUGGCGGCUGAGAUCGCCCGCACGUGUCACGAGUCUUACUCCCGAACAAGUAUGAAGCUGGGUCCCGAGGCCUUCCGUUUCGACGGAGGCGUAGAAGCCAUCGCCACACGGCAGAAUGAGAAGUACUUCAUCCUGAGGCCGGAGGUCAUUGAGACGUACAUGUACAUGUGGAGGUUCACCCACGACCCCAAAUACAGACAGUGGGGCUGGGAGGCGGUGCAGGCUCUGGAGAAGUACUGCAGGGUGGAAGGGGGUUACAGCGGAGUGAGAGACGUCUACGCUAGCACGCCCAACCAUGAUGACGUGCAGCAGAGCUUCUACCUGGCUGAAACACUCAAGUAUCUGUAUCUUUUGUUCUCCGACGACGACCAUUUGUCCUUCGAACACUGGGUGUUCAACACGGAGGCCCAUCCUCUUCCUGUCAUUAAGAAACCGACCCCAGAAAUAGCAAACCAACUCAAGUAAUCUUCAUCCAACCCCAAAACCCCACUGAGACGUAUCUUCCUGAACCUGCUUUAACGGUGGAGAAGAGCUAUGGACUCAAAACCCCUGUGGCUGGAGAGUUCUUAUCCUCCAGGACUUUUUUUUCCAAGUGUUUCUCCUCUGCCGUCUCUUCUCGGGAUUCCGCAUGCUGCCCUGUCGCCCCUCUCUCUGUCCCUGAAUCUGCGGACACGUCUCUGAACCUCAGAGACCCAGAAGGACCUUAUUUCCUCUGUGAGGAGACCGGACCAGAUCGUUUUCCAUCAUACUUGCCCUCUCACACAUGUAAUAAAGCCAUAGGUAAUUGCAUAAAAGUCCGUCUGUGUUUUUUGCAUCAUGUGCAUUUACAGGAGCGAAGCUAAGAGAUAUCCACUGGACUUCACCAUCUCCUGCUGUCUGUUUCUUUCGGGAUGAGGUUUGGUUCAGCGUUUUGAGGCUUUAUUCGACAGCAAGGUAGUGAAACCAAGUCAACUAGUGCCUUUUAGUCUUACUGAUCAUUUUAGUUUUAAUAGCAACGCUCUAUUUAUUUUCGCUGUGGCCGAAGGUUUCUUCCUACUGGCAUACAGCCCUCCUACUCUCUUAAUGGAUGUAAGAAUAAGUCAUUUAUUCCUCUACAUUUGUGAGCUUACUUUGUUUCAAAUAAUGUGUGCAAAAUGUGUUUUGAUUGUUUACUUAAUCAGUGGAGGAGGAGACUUUUUUUAUCCUAGACAUGUAAAAUAGAGUACUUUGUGUUAAUUUAUUACUCAAGAUGUAGGGAUUUUUUUUUAAUCUUUUUUUCAGUGUGGAGGGCAGGAAACUACAGAGACUCUUAAGAGGAGACGAUGAUAGGAAAAAAUAUGAGAUGAGAGGAUAAAUUUACAAUUCAAUGCACUGCAGUUGCUUGCAAAACUAUUGUUUUCCUGAGAAGUUUUGCGUUUGCUAGCAAACACGCUGAAUAUAAAUUUUUCUUCCCACUUUAUUUCCAUCACAAACAUUUUGCAAGCUCAUGCAAAGGUUUUGUGAGCGGGCAAACAGCUUUUUAUGAGCGAAAGUUUCUCUGUGGAACACAAAAGGUUUUUGCGAGCGAAUGCAUAGUUUCCUGUGUGCAAACCCAAGACGACGCAUCAGCAUUGAAAUCUAAUUUUUCCUCCAAUCUAAUCACCAGGUCCUUUUAGGAGCAUUGUAGUAAACUGCAAUGAAGCUGCUCGAAUCCAUUGGAAAAGUGUUUUAUUAGGACAACACGGGCAGCAUCAGUCAAAAAGGGGAGUGAAUAUUUGUAUGAAUGUACCACCAAAUGUGAAUUGAACAUGCUUUGGCCUAAUUGUUGUGAUUUAUCAUUUUAUCUUUGUUUGUUUGAUCGUUCAUUUGAUUUAACCUGAAAGCACAAAGUUGUGAAUCAGUAUAUUUGGGUUUUCCAUGAAGAAAAGAAUAGGAAUAAUAUUACUGUAGGACAAUGUGACGGCACAAGUGCGGAAUGAUGAUGGAAAAAGAUCCAAACCAAUGAAUACACUGGAUACAACACACAUACAUACAAAAGAAUUACAUACACUACAUCUGUAGCCACAUUCCAAUUUAUAGAGGAACAGACCAAUGCCCAUCUUAUUAGUAAUUUUGGGGAAUUUGACAACUAAAAUUUGAGGUCUGAAUGGCAGGAUUGCAAGGUCUGUUGUGGAGUGGUGCUGAUGCUAGCAUCUACAUUUAGACAGUGUUCCCAAAACCAAACCACCCUGCUCAACUAGAAAGGUGUGGUCUUUACCAAUGUAGUAUACUAGUGGAUCCAGGUGAAAAAAAUACCUCGCAGAGAUUCCUCUCUCUUGAGGCCAGUGACUGCAACACUUGACAUGGUAUUUCUCCGCUGUAUGUGUGCUAGUGAACGCAUACUGUCAGAGUUAGGAACCGCAACAUAUGAAAGUAACAUCAUCUCGAGGACACUGUGACACUGUAGAUAAGACAUCGCGCUCACUGGAUUCAUGAUACUGCAAAUCUAAACGAUGUUUAGCACUGCUGCGGCAUAGCGCGGACUAGCGAUUUGUGCUGUCUCUUUAGUGAAAGUGAUUCCUCAAGCUGUGACUGAUGAUUUGUAGCGACUCUUAGGUGACAUUCGGAUACAGAUGUUUCCUCGCAUCUGGUUGCGAUACUCAGAAUACGAGCUGCGCUUGUUUAAAUAUUGUGUUGAUCUUGCAUAGAAAAUGCCUUUUUGUUUGUGAUUCUUGUCGUUUAUUUCUUCAUGAGACAACCUCAGAAAUGUAACCGUACAAUAUUGCUGAUAAUCAUUCCAUUGCACAUAGUCUUUGUUUUGUUUCGGUUUUCGGUUUACUUUUUUCUCUUCUUUUCUUUAAUAUAUAUGCAAGUAAUUUUGUGGUAAAGUGGUUCAUUUUUGUUUGUUUGUUUGUUUUUGUUUUUUUUUGUAUUGUACAUAUCUCAUUCUGGCAAACUGCCAGCCAUCAUUUAUAUAAAUCUUAUGAUCUUAUGUAAUUAUAUUAAAGAGCAGCAAAAGGU
This is a messenger RNA of Carassius auratus (goldfish), 3537 nucleotides long. Its product is annotated as mannosyl-oligosaccharide 1,2-alpha-mannosidase IA-like. The record is from RefSeq and is a predicted model, not a curated record. The coding region runs from base 16 to 1044 and encodes 342 amino acids. Gene Ontology annotation, cellular component: endoplasmic reticulum; Golgi membrane; extracellular exosome. The transcript has 7 exons. Gene Ontology annotation, biological process: mannose trimming involved in glycoprotein ERAD pathway; carbohydrate metabolic process. Lineage: Eukaryota; Metazoa; Chordata; Actinopteri; Cypriniformes; Cyprinidae. Gene Ontology annotation, molecular function: mannosyl-oligosaccharide 1,2-alpha-mannosidase activity; calcium ion binding.